UCUGAUUGGCUGGGCGGGCGGGUGGUCCGGCGAAUCCGCGCGUGGGAGGGCAGAUUUUAUUUUGAUGCAGUCUCCGUGCACCACGUGCUUUCUCUGGCUGUAGGAGCUGCUCUGUGGCCGAAACGCUGAAACACCUGAGGAGGUUUGAGGACGGAGAGAGAGAACCAUGUCGCAGGUGUUGCCUUAUGAGGAGAACAUAAGUCGGUACGGAAACGAUGGGGACCAGGAGCAGAUGUCCCUCACCUGCCGCCUGCACAACACCAACAACUUCUUCAGCUCCACGAAGAAUAAAAGACCUCCAAAGCUUGGACAGAUCGGACGCAGCAAACGAGUCGUCCUAGAAGACGACCAAAUUGACGAAGUGCUCCAGAACACGACGGAAAAGUCGCAGUCGGAAGUCUAAAACCAAAAAACGGACAGACGGACGUUUUUUUUUCCCCGUGAUGUUUGGGGAAACGCUCAGCUCCGCGCGAAGCAGCACUUCUGCCGCACUUCUCCGAUAAGGGUUGAAUUUCGCAGCAUGCGCACGAGGAGAGGAGCACAGGCCGCAGCCUCGCACCCUCACAGCACUCAUGUCUGACCUACUGAUUCCUCUCGAGGGCAUGUUUUUGAUCACUUUUUCCAUUUUGUAUUUUUUUUUUGGUCUGAUCUCACUAUUUGUUUUGUUGAUCCUCAGUGGUAAAGCUUUCGCAUCGAUGUUAAUGAUGAGCACAAAUCACAGACGAAUGCUUACUGUUGUGUUUUACAAUGAUGUUUUUCCUCUCCUCCUUCUUCCUCUCUCUCUAUCUCUCUUUCACUCUCUCACUCACUGACUUGGAAUUAUUUUUUUUUUUUUUCGUUCUGCACCCAACACGUUUGUGCACAAUGGAACUGUGAAAUUCUUCAAUGUUUUUUUUUUUUUUAUUCUCAAAGAAAUCGUUAAUUUAUUAUACUUUUGCAGCAUCAGCAUUUUUUUAUUACUUGAUCUUUUUUUUUUUUUUUUUUUUUUUUGUAAUUGAAAGUUUUUCGAUGUUGCUAAUCGUAAUUUCGUUGAACAGAGAAAAGAAAAAAAAAAGCUACCUUUUUGUACGGAGAUGCAGUUUGUACAAAGCGGCUUAUUUGUAGCUGUAAUUCCAGCACUUUUUGACGUGGUCGCUACGCUCUUUGCUGUACAGGAUGUUCACGAUCACGAAUUUGUGCCAAAUUUUACGAAGAAAAAAAAAAAACGAAGCCUGCCAGUCGAGCCGUACCGCUGUGUUCUGCGUACUGUGAAAUCCCGCUUUCGUUUUUGUUUAGUUUUUUUUUUUUAUUCUAUUUUGCAUGCGACAGUCUAAAGUGCCUCGCUGUGUGGCAGUGAAGCUGGUGUACUUGCAGUAAUUUUUUGGAAUGACCCACCUCAAAAUCUUCUGAAUAUUAUGUAUGGUAAACGUUGCACUUUUUACCGUUUAACAGGGCUAACGUCGAAAAAGUAUGACCAUCCAAAUGUGAAUAUAUAUAUAUAUAUAUUCAAUAAAAUCUUUACAAACGGUCAAA
Silurus meridionalis is the source of this 1512-nucleotide messenger RNA. RefSeq names its product calcium/calmodulin-dependent protein kinase II inhibitor 1b (gene camk2n1b). Bases 167 to 403 code for a protein of 78 amino acids. The transcript is spliced from 3 exons. The record is from RefSeq and is a predicted model, not a curated record. Lineage: Eukaryota; Metazoa; Chordata; Actinopteri; Siluriformes; Siluridae. Gene Ontology annotation, biological process: negative regulation of protein kinase activity. Gene Ontology annotation, molecular function: protein kinase binding; calcium-dependent protein kinase inhibitor activity.